Molecule: messenger RNA, 5074 nt
Organism: Boleophthalmus pectinirostris (great blue-spotted mudskipper)
Lineage: Eukaryota; Metazoa; Chordata; Actinopteri; Gobiiformes; Gobiidae
Gene: cracd
Product: capping protein inhibiting regulator of actin dynamics
Exons: 10
Coding region: 485-3508 (1007 amino acids)
Biological process (GO): negative regulation of barbed-end actin filament capping; maintenance of gastrointestinal epithelium
Source: RefSeq, a predicted model, not a curated record
UCCUCAGAUCCAGAUCCUGUCUUCUCUCUCCUUCUCCUCCGUCUGGUCCGCGUGUGCAGCUGUGCAGGGGGGACCGACUGCUUUGCCUGCGCGCCUGCCUCCUCCCUCCGCGCCUAUCUCCUGUCUUGCACCCGCAGCAUCAGCAACACAAUAGAGAGUCGUGGGCUCUACCUCUACACGAGCGGCGAGGACGAAGAAAAGCGUCCAAAAAGAGAGAAAGCGACAGGGCAAAUUCCAGCCGUUCAAGCGACUUUUCGGGGGGAAGAAGAAGAAGAGAGAGCCCAAAGCCGGGUUUGAUGGAGCUGAGCUUAAGUCCAGCUUUUCCACUGGGGAGGUCUGCAAUGGAGUAGUGUCUGAAGAUGAGGAGGGCAGUCAACAUCUGAGGGAGGUGAACCCCAUAGGAGCUCGAGCGCUCUCACACGACAGCAUCUUCAUCCCAGAAGAAACUACGUCCAAACAGGAGGACGGAGGGGGAGAGCACACAAUGUCCCAGGAAAACGUCUCGGAUAAAGUCAGGAAUCUGCAGAGGCAGAUUGCGUCAAGUAUAAAGUUUGGACAGAAGCCUCCCUCUAUGCGCAGAAGUGAAGGAGAUGAGGGCAGUACAGACGAUGAGGAGCUUCCCAGGAGUCCCAUGAAGGUCCAAGUGCUAGCUCAAAUCCAGGUCCCACUUGAAACAGAACUACCCUCACCCGAGCCAAAACCUGUCCCAGCAGCCGCCCCUCACAGCAGCCCCCCAGCAAAGUCUCCCAGAUCCAAACGAGUUCUUCCUCCCACUGGGACCAUCGAGUCUAUAAACCUGGACGCAGUUCCUCAGAGCGGCCCUCGUCUGGACAACACUGCGGCAAAACAUAAACUGUCAGUCAAACCGAAGAACCAGAGAGUGUCUCGCAAGCACCGGUGUUACACACAGGACCUACAGGACGUGUCUAUUCCGGGUUUGUUGGAAGAGGACUCUGAAGCUCCUUGUUUCUCUGCUGCAAACCAGCGCCGAGCAUCAGCCACAGAGCCACUCCAGCCCUCCGAGAGCCUGAGAAGGAGGCAGCAUGAGGAGGAAGUGAGGAAGAGGAGGGAGGAAGAGGAGAGGAGACGAGCUGAAGAAGAAAGGAAACGAGCUGAGGAGCAGAGGAUUAGGGAGCUGGAGGAGGAGAGGAGACGCAGAGAGGAGGACGAGAGGAGACGUAGAGAGGAGGAGGAGAGGCUUCACAGAGAGGCAGAGGAGCGAAGGGCGAGAGAGGAGCUGUUACGGCGACAGAGAGAGGAGGAGGAGAGGAGACGAGCUGAGGAGGAAAGAAAGAGACAUGAGGAAGAGGAGAGGAGGAGGCGAGAGGAGGAAGAGGAAAGGAGGCAGCAGGAACUACUGGAGAAGCGACUGAGAGAGGAAGAGGAAGCGAGGAAAAGGAAGGAGGAAGAGGAGAGAAAGAGAAGAGAGGAGGAGGAAGCCAGGAAGAGGAAAGAGGAAGAGGAGAGAAGGAAACAACAGGAGGAGGAGAGAGUGAGGAAAGAGAAAGAGGAGGAGCUGAGGUGGAAGGAGAUGGAAGAGAGACAGAAGCCCUUUUCAUUUAAGGUGUCGUCUGGAGAGAAGCAGAUCCUGUUCCAAAAGGUAAACUUGACGCCAGUUACACCUGGAUCCGCUCAUCACCAGGGGGCCACUGUAGCAGAUCACAAAGAGAGCGCUAAACCCGCCUCCUCUGAAGACCCUUCAAACCUGUCCCCCUCCACCUACAUCCCCCACACCGCCAUCUUAGUGACUGGGGCUCAGCUUUGUGGACCUGCGGUAAACCUUGACCAGAUCAAGGACACUGCAUGUAAAUCUCUACUGGGUUUGGAUGAGAAGAAGACACCAGGAACCCCAACUAAAAACAAAACUUCCCCAGAUCGCAAAUCUGGCAAAACAAAAUCCCUCAGCGAAGCCUCCUUUUCCACUGACCAACCCGGUUCAGAUGUCCUGGCAGAGUGGGCAAGCAUUCGAUCAAAGAUUUUCAAAGGGGUAGAAGAUGGAAGCUACCCCGAUCCAGAAAUGACAAAAUGCCAACCGCCUCCAGAAGAGCAACCUGCAUUCUCCCAUACACACCUCAGAAAAACUAUGUCCGCUAGCGCCAAGUUCUCAAUCACGCCAGCAAAAAAGAAGUUUGGAGAUUCCAACAGGAACUCUGAGGUUUUUAGUCCAGAAGAUGUAAGUGAAAUGUCUUAUGAACCUCCAGUGUCUCCAGCGCCUAAACCGAAAAACAAAAGUGUCAGAAUUGUGGAGAGGGCAUCGGAUGAGUGCGUUUUUGCCAAAGACUUGCCAUCUUUCCUUGUACCAGGGGUUAAACCUGAAUCAGAAAUGUUAAAAACUAGGGCAUAUAGUGAGAGUUAUGAAAUUAAAGACUUAGACGAAGACUUGAAUCUGGAUGGAGAGGAUGCACCAUCUCCUUUUGGGAUCAAGUUGAGGCGGACUAACUACUCUUUACGUUUCCAUAAUGAACAAUCCACAGAAAAGCGAAAGAAAAGAUACAGCGAUGGGGAUAGCUUUGACGGCGUUCCAUCACCUUUGACGCCUAUAGAGCCAAUUUCAGACAUUUCCUCAGUUUUUUCAGAAAGAGUCAGUCCUAUAUCACCACAAAAGGAAGGCGCUGUCAGCAAGUAUAUACACUCACCUAGGGCAAAACAAGCAAAGUCUCCAAGCCCCACCCCGCACACUGAAAGUGAGAAAAUCAUCUCAAAACCUCCAGUAUACAGGAGGCCAGCAACCUCUCCAAAACCAACUGGGUCAGUACCAACUCCCCCACCCUCACCCCUUCCUAAAGUGCACCAUGUGAUGCACAGUCCCAGAGAAGUGGUAGUAGAGUCAACAAGUCAUGAACAGGUAGGAGGUAGGGGAGAGGAGAUGCAGAGGUGCAGCCAAGGACACUCGCCAGGAGAGGAGGAGCCUAAGGAGAAAAAGUCCUUCUUUCCCUCCAUUAACAUCCCCUGGAGAGAGAAGAGUGACCGCAAAACAGAGCUUAUCCGAAAAGAGAAACCAUCCCUUCAAAGUAGGCACUCUCUGGACAGUGCAAAGGUGCAGGAGAAGGAGGGUGCCCCCCUCUGGAUCCAUUUAGCACUGCAGAAACAGAAGGGCUUCAGAGAGCAGCAGCAGAACCGUGAGGACCGCCGCAGCCAACGAGAGGCCAAACUAGCUGAGAAACACACCCGAGAGAGGGACAGUCUUACAUUACCGAGCCCCACAGACAGCAGAGGAAGUGGGAGCACUAGUCCCAGCUCAAAGCCUCAGACCCCUGAAGAACCCAAGAGACCGGACUCUCUCCUGGGACGAUUGGAGCGGCGUGAGCAACUCAAGAAGGCCAACACCCUCCCCAGCUCUGUGACAGUUGAGAUUGCAGAUUCUACUCCGUCUCCUCCUGCUGUCAAGGACGUGUCAAAACGCUUCCCCUCCAGCGACUCUGCACAGGUAUCCACUGAGCCGGCCUGGCUGGCUCUGGCCAAGAGGAAGGCCAAAGCCUGGAGCGACUGUCCACAGAUAAUCAAAUAGAGGAAAAUGACUUUCACUUUACCAUCUAUAACCUAUAGGGAUCUGAGAAAAAUAAGAGACCAAUGCAAGACAAGAUAAAAGUGCAAUAUAAAAAAAAACAACUUAACUGUAAAACUAUAUUUUUCUUUGCCACCAGUGGGUAGGCUGGCCAGAUGUACUCUAGAAAGAGUAUUGUUACAUCAAAAUAAGAUUACUUAAGUCAAAGUAAAUAUAUGGCAUUUUGUCUUCUACAUUUUGGGCCAAGUUUUAUUUUUGGACUAAAGACCAACCUGAAGUCAAUAUUAGGUGUUGUAAGUACUUUGUAACCAGUUUUGUGUCAGAUUGUGUCAAAGAAGGGGAAAAAAUAGCGGUCUCUUAUUUUUCCGUAAAGCUGUACCCUAUUUCCAAAUCUCCUAUCCCAUAAAACUUUGUCCACACUGGAUGGUACCCUUAUCAUGCUAAAGUGCGCUUCACAUCAAAAUACAAACGCACACUCUUAUGUAGUAUGUACUGCAGGCAUGCGCACACAUCACUUCAUGUACAAAAAAAGAGAAAAUGUUUGCUAAAUCUGCCACAUUCAGGGGACUUUUCCAAGCAGCCAAUCCCAAACGUGGCUGGCCAAUGCAAUAGCCAACUUUUGUAUUUAGUAGCCAACAGCGUCACCACGGAUGUAAAUAGCUCACUUAAAGAUAAUAGGGACAAUUCUGUAUGAGAGGUGAAUACAUUACAGUGUUUAUGAAUGGUGUUUUAAGGGCUACAGUAACAAUAAUCUAAAAUGAGAAGGCAUCUCUCCAGCUGCCCGGGCCGGUAUUAUUUAUGUAAAGCAAUGGAUUUGUCUGUGUUUUAACACUACUGUAUCUUCUGAGCCUUUUCUCUUUUUUACUUAAUGGAAAAUAACUGUGUCCGUGAUGACUGUGACAGUAACAAUACGCAGAUCAGCCACAACAUUAUGCCCAAAGAAUCAGCUCCAGUGAACUUCACAAUUAAACAAAUUAGGAGUGUAGGCAUAUGGCAUGGGGUCUAACAGACACACAUAGGUAUCUCAACUACUAGAAAGGUCACUUUUUCCUUCAGUUUGUUACAUUAACAGGCAGGUAGUCAUAAUGUUUUGGCUGAUUGGUGAUUUAUAAUGAGGUGGCCACACCUGAACACAGCACUGAAGACCACAAGUGUUACCUGGGCAUUGACAGCACUUCUCCUCCCAGACAAAUAUGGACAACUUCCUGCUUGCUGUAACAUAAAGCUUGUAACUAUCCCAUUUCACACUUGUGUUUUGUAGGCCAUCUCUUUCUGUAAGUGUAAUGAAACAUUUCCUGAAUGAAAAAAGCAACCCCCUCCCUUUCCACUCAAAGACCUGUAUGUUUGUAAGAAAGUUCUGUAACUAAGUCAAAGGCACUACGAGCUUUGGGCAGAAGGGAGCGCAGCAGCUCAGUCACUCGUCAUUUUGUUUAUAACUUUGGUCGUGCACAAUAGUGUAGUGUACGCAGUGUUAAUGUAACAAAAUGUUUGGUAUAAUUUGCACUUUUUUGUCCCACUUAGAGAUAUAAACAAGAAAAUUCUUGAAGAAAGACAAAAUGUUAUGAAUAA